AUGGCUGACGCGACGAACGCAAACGACGAGCUCUAUCCCAUCGCCGUGCUCAUCGAUGAGUUGAAGCAUGACGAUGUCCUACUCCGCCUCAAUGCCAUCCAUCGUCUAUCAACCAUCGCUCUCGCCCUUGGUGCUGAGCGCACCCGCGAAGAAUUGAUACCCUUUCUCGACGAGUCUGUCGAGGAUGAGGAUGAGGUUCUUGUUGCCCUGAGUGAAGAACUCGGCAGCUUCAUCGACUAUGUCGGCGGUCCUCAAUGGGGCCACGUCCUGCUAUCCCCGCUCGAGAACCUCGCUGCCAUCGAGGAGCCUGUCGUGAGGGACAAGGCUGUCGAGUCUCUUAAUAAGAUCUGCAACGAGCUCUCACCCCAGCAGGUCGAAGAAUACUUCAUCCCUCUCACAAUCCGCCUCUCCAAAGCCGAUUGGUUUACUUCCAAGGUGUCAGGAUGCGGUCUGUAUACAGCGCCGUACAAGAAGGUUUCCCCACCCAUCCAAGAACAGCUGCGACAACAGUUCGGACAGCUCGUCCAUGAUGAGACCCCCAUGGUGCGCAGACAGUCUGCGAUACACCUUGCGAAGUUUGUGAAGGAGAUGCCCGCCGCGAUUGUUGUUGAAGAAAUGAUACCCAUGUUCCAGCAUCUUGCUCAAGACGACCAAGACAGUGUGCGUCUGUUAACUGUAGAGAUCUUGAUCUCCAUCGCGGAGGUUGUUCCCAAGGAGCAGCAGUCAAGCCAUGGCGUUCUACUCACAUCCCUUCGAAGUCUGAUAGAGGAUAAGAGCUGGCGAGUUCGAUAUAUGAUUGCAGACCGGUUUGAGAAGAUCGCAAAGGCAGUAGACGAAGAGGUAGUUUCGCGGGAUCUGGUGCCAGCAUUUGUCAAGCUCCUGAAGGACAACGAAGCCGAGGUUCGCGCAGCGGUUGCAGGCCAGAUACCCGGAUUCUGUGCUCUUGUUGAGCGGACCGUGCUGCUUAACGAAAUCAUGGGCAGCAUUGAAGACCUGGUAUCAGACAGCUCUCAGCACGUCCGAUCUGCAUUGGGAACUCAAAUCAGCGGUUUGGCUCCGAUUCUGGGCAAACAGGAGACUAUUGAUCACCUUUUGCCGAUGUUUCUCCAGAUGCUAAAGGACGAGUUCCCUGAGGUUCGACUCCACAUCAUUUCGAAGCUCGAGCUCGUUAAUCAAGAGGACAAGCAGUGGCGAGUGCGAUUAGCUAUCAUCGAGUAUAUCCCCCUACUGGCCAGCCAGCUGGGAGUCAAGUUCUUUGAUGAGAAGCUGAGUGCACUUUGCAUGGGAUGGCUUGGUGAUACUGUCUUCUCAAUCCGCGAAGCAGCUACGCACAACCUGAAGAAGUUGACCGAAGUCUUUGGAGUAGAGUGGGCUAGUGAGGCCAUUAUCCCCAAGGUCAUGGCUAUGGGUAACCACCCCAACUACUUAUACAGGAUGACGACCUGCUUCGCUAUCUCGACGUUGGCGACAGUGGUAAGCUUGGACGUUAUUGCGAAGUCAAUCCUGCCCAUGCUCGACAAGCUUGUCGCAGACGAAAUUCCCAACAUUCGCUUCAAUGUUGCAAAGACGUACGCGGUGCUGAUCGAUGUACUGCGGCGUCUGCCUGAGGAGGGCACGAUCUACUCGCUGGAGAAAGCUGGCCAGACAUUUACUGAGUCUGCUCGCGGGCAGGAGCUAAUUCAGCAACGCGUCAUGCCCAGCUUGGAGAAGUUGCAAAAGGAUGAUGAUGUAGAUGUUCGGUACUUCGCGACAACAGCUGCUGCGGGAGCUUCAGGACCGCUGCCCGGUGGUGAGCCCAUGAAUACGUCACCAUAG
Phaeoacremonium minimum UCRPA7 is the source of this 1815-nucleotide messenger RNA. RefSeq names its product putative protein phosphatase pp2a regulatory subunit a protein. Gene Ontology annotation, cellular component: protein phosphatase type 2A complex; cytoplasm. The coding region runs from base 1 to 1815 and encodes 604 amino acids. The record is from RefSeq and is a predicted model, not a curated record. Lineage: Eukaryota; Fungi; Ascomycota; Sordariomycetes; Togniniales; Togniniaceae. The transcript has 8 exons. Gene Ontology annotation, molecular function: protein phosphatase regulator activity. Gene Ontology annotation, biological process: protein dephosphorylation.